Molecule: messenger RNA, 7623 nt
Organism: Gryllus bimaculatus (two-spotted cricket)
Lineage: Eukaryota; Metazoa; Arthropoda; Insecta; Orthoptera; Gryllidae
Source: the annotation of a GenBank genome assembly
GAAAGAGGGGAGGAUAAGAAGAGAAAGAGGGGAGGAUAGGAAGAGAAAGAGGGGAGGAUAGGAAGAGAAUGAGAGAAGGAUAGGAAGAGAAUGAGAGAAGGAUAGGAAGGGAAAGAGGGGAGGAUAGGAUGAGAAAGAGGGGAGGAUAGGAAGAGAAAGACAGAAUUACUUUAUAAAAUUUGAUAUAUAAUAUAUUUGAUAUCCUAAUAUAAUUUGAUGUUUGAAGUCCUAUAGGCUAUUUUGGCGAAAAAAUAUUCAUAUUUUAGGAAAUUUAGAGAGAUUUUAUUUGUUUCAUUGUCCCCAAUAUUUUUUUGUAUUGUGAAUAAAGGUAUGAAUUGGGAGGGAAUACAUUUUGUAUGUUGUCUUCCUUCACAUGACUUACUCAAUGACCAUUGGCUUGCAGUUUCAUGGUCAUCGCUUUCAGAUAUAUUGUACGACCUCAACACUUUGCUGUUUGCCAACGUACAAUUAGUAAUUAUUGUUAUUGGCAUGGUUGAAUACUUUGGAGGAUUUGCGCAUUGUGAGCUAUCAUAUAGUUACUGUUGAUACUUCCUUACCAUGGGCAUAAGUCCUUUUUAAUAGAGUAUAAUUUGAUAUAGGUACUUGAAUUUUUAUUAUAAUUCAUCAGAAUGUGUUUUAUGUACCUUUGUUUUAAUAGUUAUUUUUUUGGUUUCAGGUGGAACAUGUUUCAAUGGUGAACUGAAUGGUGAUUUGGAAGACACAAUGGAAAUGUGUGAUGUCAGUCAGCAUAAUUCACUUAUGUUGAAAGUUGUGUCCAACAAAUGUGUAAAUGAUGAGCGUUCCAGUAUUACUGAUUUUACACCGCAGGUGGCUAGUGGUGAUAGUGGAAGUGCAGAACAUCGACAAGAAAUAUGUUCUAAGGAAUCUGAAACAAGUGACAAAGUGCCUAACAGUGAACCUGCAAAUAUGUGUAGGGACCUUGCAAGUGAAGUGCCUACAAGUGUUGGGAAGAGUAUAGAACAUAUUGAUAUAGGGAAAUCUGUGGGUAUUCAAGAAAUCAUACCCGUUUCCACACAUAGCAUUAAGGAUAGUGAACUCUCUAAAGAAAUAGUGGAUUUGAAUAAAAACUGUGAUGAUUCAAUUAGCCAUGGUAGUAGUGUUCAUGAAGACAAUGCCGAGGUGAAUGAAGUGAUGUGUGUUACUGGCAAAAGUAAUAUAGAACUUUCUGGGAAUUGUGAAUUAAAAUCAGGAAAUGAUGAUAUGUGCAUUGCUGCUGAGACUGAGAAAAGUAUAGCUUUUAAAAAUAGUGGUGAUUGCUCUGUUGAUAAAAAUGGUGAAGACUGUGAGGGAGAAACAAAUUUACAACAGUCAGACUCUUCAGCCAAUGAAAUUGAGUGUUGUGAUGAUGAAGUAUUUACAAAUGAAAUGCAAGUAGAAACAGAUACCAAUGGCAAAGAUGAAGAUGAUGAGGGGGACAAUGAAGGUGCAGUUGAAAAUGAAGGUGAAGGUGAAAGUGAAGAUUGUGUUAAGAACACUGGGCUUGAAACUGUGGAGAUAAAUGAUGAGGAUGAAGAUGCACAUGAACAUGGUAAAACAGAGGAAACUCUCUUAAAAAAUACCAAUGAAGAAGAUGCAAUAAAAUCGUGUAGUUUAGAACAAAAUAAUGAAGAUGCAAAAAGCAAUGAUGAGUGCCAGGUUUCAUCAUCUGUUUCAGAAGAAAAGAAUGAGAAGGGAGAAGAACAAACUCUGAAUCAGACAGAAAAUUCGGAGGGCAAAUCAGAAGAGGUAUCUUCCAAGGCAAAGAAAUCGCGUAAAAGUGCUGUUGUAUUGAAUUUGACUCCUAGACGUAGUUCUCGAAAUUUAAAUAAACAAAAAAGUUAUGUAGAGAAGGAAGAGGAACCAGAAAUUCAAGAGAUCACACCAAGUGAUCCUCUUGCAGAUCCUUUGUCUACUGAUCCAUUAAGGGAUGAUAAAGAAAAUUCAAAAUCCAGAGGUGCAAGAAAAAACACAAUAGUUGUGAAUGAUACCAAGAGAUUAGUUGAAAUUGCAACUGGAAGCAAAGGUAUGAAAGGGGGAAAGAAGGAGCCCACAUUGGUGAUCAUAGAUACUAAUUCUAUUCUUUCUGGAAGAGGACCUGUGCCUGUGUCUCAGGGAUCUCCACCAGGUCCUUCAUCAGUAUCAUCAGCAUCAUCAUCAUCAGGGUACUCUGUACUGCCAAUUGCACUUCCUGCUCAGGGCUUAUAUCCUCCUGUUCGCAUAAAUAACCCUCUUCCUUCAGCCCCAAUACAUCCACCUGUUCCAGCACCUGUUCAGCCCAGACCAUCUCCACCUCAAAUCUUGCCAACGCUUACAGAUGACAUGUAUGUUGUAGAAGCACCCUCAUUUAUUGUGCCAUAUGUUUAUGAGAAGCCCCCAAUCAAACCGUUGAAGGAAUAUCUUGAACAAUUAGAAAUAGAAAUAGAAGAAACAAAAAGUAAAGAAAAAGAAGCAGCUGGCAGUGAAGAAGAGAAAAGUGAUUGUUCACAAGAGAAUGGUUGUAGUGAAAAUGAAGCAUCAAAACCUCAAGAUGAUGAACAAUGUAAAGUUAAUGGUGAGGAUGUAGAUGCUGAGACUCCAAAGUCAAAAAAUGAAGAUGAUAACCAUAACGGUGAAAAGGAAUCAAACGUUACUGAAAAUGUAUCUGAUACUGAGAGUAUAUCAAAAUCAAAAAGUAGUGUUACUGAGCCCAAAGAGGAGACUGUUGAUAAAGAUGAAUCUACAAAAGAAGUUGAAAAAAGCAUGGAAUUAGAAAAAAGUGAUGAUAAUGAAAAGAAUGACAGUGAAAUUAAUGAUAACGAAAAGAGUAAUGAUGAAGAGAGAGUAAAUGAUGAAAAGAAGGCAACUGAUGGUGAGAAGGUAGAUGAUGCUGAAAAACCAAUUGAAAGUGAUAAAACAGAUGAUGGUGAAAAGACAGAUGAUGGAGAAAAGGCUGGAGAUGAUGAUAAAACUGGAGAGGGUGAAAAGGGCAAUGAGACUGAAAAAAGUGAAAAUCGCAAUUCUGAUAAUAAUGGCAAUGUGCCACAAGAUGGAAGAGAGAAAACUGAAAUAAAACUAGAGGAUAAUAAUAAGUCCUCAUACUUCGAUAAUCCAUUAGGAAAGUUCUUCAUGCAAAUUGGAAUUAAUUUAGUUCAAGAGUAUGUUCAAACUGAUCUUCUGAGAUCUCAGAAACGAAAGCGUGAUAGAGAAGGGCGGAAAGGAACUGUUUCUACACAGUAUGCUAUAAAUUCCCUUGUUAAAAAUUUGGAAUUUAGUAAAGAGAAUAAUGAACCAUUUCAUUUGGAACAAAAGAAAUGUGAAUAUUGCAGUUUUAAAACUGAAUCUUCCUUGGUAAUGGCACAGCAUCUGGAAACCCCUCAUAUGCGAAAUUAUGUUUAUAGGUGCAAUUUCUGUCCUUUAGAGGUUCGAAGUCCGCAUGAUAUUCUUUUUCACAUGGAAGCUGAACAUAAUGUGCGGGGACGUUUAGAACGUGCACCAGCUUUUCAUCAGUGUCCAAAUUGCCCUUUUGAGGAUAGUCAAAAAGGAAAAUUGACUCGUCAUAUGCUCUCAUGUGCUAAAAAGCAUAAACCUGAACGUAAUCAAGAACCACCACCUGACUGGGAACCACCUGCAAAAAUUCCUCGCCUGGCACGUAGCCGUCCAACGGCAUUGGGUUUGGGAGCAGCAGCCUAUCAGGCGAUGGCUGCAAAAAGUGUUCAUCCCCUUCUUCCAAAGUUGGUUCCUGGCACUGUCCUUCCGCCUGCUCCAGGAGGGAUUAAUCGUGGUCGAGGGCGGCCUCCCAUUCAUGGACGAUAUAUUCCUCAAGACCCCAAGGCAGUUCAACGUCCCAUAGCACCAACACAAGUGCGACAAAAUAUGAUGUAUCGUCCUGGUGGCUCUCCAGGUCAGCCUCAAGUUUUGUUACCCACUGCAUACCAGAUAGCAGGAAGUCAAAUUUAUCAGGUUGUGGGGAGUCAAAGCCAGAUGCCAAUGGUGCCCAGUAGCGUCCCUUCUGUGCCUCGUCUUGCGUUGAUGUCUCCAAGCACAGCCAACACAACUGUACCUACCCCUGUUGCUCUGGUGCCCAAUAUAGCAACAGGCAAUAGUUCCAUCACUAUACAGAGUGCAAGUAAGAGUCCAACAGCCAAACUAUUGCAGCAGCCUAGUAUAUCAAUUACACCUUUACCCAGGCAGCCAGCAGGAAUGGCUCCUGGAAGUGCAAUGCACCCAAAACAUGUUGGACAUUCAGGCCAUCCAGGGCAUUCACAAAAUAAAGCAACAUUUGUUAUCUGUGAGAUAUGUGAUGGCUAUAUAAAGGACUUGGAACAAUUACGUAACCAUAUGCAGUGGAUACAUAAAGUAAAAAUACAUCCCAAAAUGAUUUAUAACAGGCCACCAUUGAACUGUCAAAAAUGUCAAUUUCGUUUCUUUACUGACCAAGGCUUGGAAAGGCAUUUGCUUGGUUCUCACGGUCUUGUCACAUCAAGUAUGCAGGAAGCUGCUAAUAAAGGCAAAGAUGGCGGCCGUUGUCCAGUAUGUGGCAGGGUUUAUCAGUGGAAAUUGUUAAACCACGUGGCUAGAGACCAUAAUAUGUCUUUAAAGCCAGCCCACCUCUCAUACAAGUGCACAGUGUGCACAGCCACAUUUGGAAUGUACAAGCAAUUCGAGAACCAUGUUUAUUCUGCACAUAGUGUAGUUGCUAAACGUGUUAUAGACAAGAAAAGUCCCCAAGUUCCUCGUCCACAAUCAAGUGAAACGCUUCUUAAGCCUCUUAAGAUAAACGAUGAAAUAACAAUCAUUCCUCAACCAGCGCGGCCUCGACCUGGUCCUGCUAGCCGAACCGGUGCUGUAUCUGCAAUAAUGCAGCAAAAUAUGGGUAAGGUAUAUUCCUGUGAAAAGUGUGAGGCAUCCUUUGAUGGCCUGACAGGUUUUACUCAAUAUCUAAACCAUUUGAGACAACGUCAUCUUCGUCGUUGUGACAUUAAAGUGUGCCGUUUGGAAGAUUGUCCUACGUGCAAACGUCGACACAUCACUCAGUCUAUUUUGGAUUAUUUAGAAGAACAUAAAUCAGGGGUUGAUGUCAUUGAACUCUCUGAUGAUGAAGUUGUAUUUGCUGGUCAGGGUCGUAAUGAAAUUACUAUAACAAAGGUGUCUUGUGCCCCAGGGCCCAAACGCUUCAAGCAGAGACUCCAACAGAAGCAAUCGUCUGUGCAAGUGAUAGAACUAGAAGAUUCUCCUGUGAAAAAGGACAAGGCAACAGAUGGUAGUGGUUUCCAGGAAAAUGGAGAGGACACGCUGAAUGCUGUGAAAGAACGUUUACGUAGGAGAAAGAGCCUGGAAAUCUCGCAAGUGGACUCCGAAUGUUCAUCACAUUUGAGUGAUGAUGCACCUGCUAAGAAACGCCGUCGCAAUGAUGAAUGAAGAGUGGUGUUUUGGUUUAUGGAAUGCCAGAAAAAAUCAACAGAAAACGAAAUGAGGAUGCAGCAUAAACUGUUUGAUGCAAGUGUCUAAUUUUCUUGAAGGUUAAAGACAGUUAAAAGGAACUGUAGAUUGUAUUAAGUUCUGUUUUAAAUACUACCAAAGUGAAUGAAAUAUACCUGGCACUAAUAGUGUGCGUUUUCAAGUAAGAUCAGAUAUAUUGUAAAUGGAAUCCAAAAACUUGCCUCCUGAUGAGUUAUAGCAUUACCUGUGUUAAACAAUGCCGAAGAUCUCAAGCCUGAGGUCACUUGCAUAUAAAAACUCUUUUGACUCAGAGGAUACGCAUCCUCGGAAGUGAUCUGUUAUAAGUUUCUUCUGAUGAUAGGGUAUGUGUGAUACGUUUCCUUCAUGUAUUCUGAAAGACCCUUCAUAACACCCAAGUUUUCUUUAUUCACAUCAUUCAUUAUUUAUGGGUCUCUUAGAAUCAGUGAAAGUGAUAAUACUUAUAAAAGGAACAGUGUGUCAUGUAUGUAGAGUGGUUAAUAAUGAUAUGAAAUGAUGUGGCAGUAGGUCUUGCGCUGUGAGACAUUGUUGAGAACUUCAUACCUCAUAUAGUUGCUUUUACCUUCCUCAGCUUCAAUAUUUUCAUGUUCACUUGCUGGUAGGCAGUAAUCUAAUUCCUAAGCGGUAGUGUCUGUGUUGAUAACUUUUAUUUAUGUACAGAAGUAUACCGUUUUUAAUGAAUUAUUCGCUUUCAAUUGUUUUUAAAUGUUACAUAGUGUGCAAGAAGCAAAAUCAUGUCUGUAUAUAGCUUGGAUAUUAUUAAAAUUGAUAAUUUGUAGCAACUUUGUUUAAUAAAAUUUUCUGGCCCAGCCACAGAAUAGGUAUUGGGGAAGGUUGUGGCUCUUACGGGUUUUUGAACAGUUCUCCCGAGGUACCUUAAUCUUGGUUCAGCGGUGUGGUGUAUCAUCAUAACCAUAAUUGUCAGUAUCUUCAUCAUUACCGUGUUGGCAUUACAACACCACAGUAAGCACCAAUCAUUGCAAUCUUCGCCUGAAUAAUCAUAAUCAUGAUCAUCCUUGUUAUUACAUAGAUAGUGCUACUGAUUUAAUUCCAGCUUACCAGAUAAGUAUAUCUGGAUGCGAAAAUAAUUUGAAGUUUCUGGUUGUAUACUUUUGUAUCACAUUAUCAUGUUGUGAUUACAUAACUCAGAUGCUGUUACACCUGGCUUGGAAGAAAAAAAUGUUCAACAUACUUCUAUUCAUUUAUCGUAUUUUAUCCUUUUGUGGGUAAGUUAUUUAUACUAUGGAAAAUUUAUUUACCAAUAGAUUUUCAUGUCGAUAUAAAUAUAUACAUAUAUAAAUAUAUAUACAAAUAUAGAAAACUAGACUACUGUAAAGCAUCUGUACUUGAAAGUAUAUUACUGACAUUUGUGAUGUCGUAAAACUUGGAAGUUCUACACCAAAUAAAACCUACCUUUCAAAACCCAUGUGGUGUUGGGUAUGAGAUUUUGAAAGAUAUAUUAGUUUCAAUAUUUAUUUGUAUUUUCAUUCCGGAAUAUUAAAGAAAGGCAAGACUGAUUAAUCAUUUUAAAACUCUUGUUAAAAAGUAUAUACUACUUGUAGCUCAGCUUUCUGCUGUUCUCCCAAUAAUCCUUUUCAAUUUGGUUACCCUCUGAUUAGAUUUUUUAUCCCAUAUUCAUUCCUUUGAACCGUGUGCUUCUUCCUUUCAUGCCCAUGUUCUCCUUCAAUUCCUUGAUGAAUUCCUGUGGCUUUGGAGCUGUAUCUCAAUGUCACUGAACAGUAUUUAUUUCAUAUUUAUUUUUUAUUAAAGACACUGUUGGUAAAUAAUGAGUUGUUGAUUUUUAGCACCGACCCAUAUUUUUGUGGUAAAAGCAUUUAUAGCCAGAGAUCCUCUUCUCCAAAUUUUGUUGUGGGUAUGAAUUUUCUGUUCCUAUGGUCCCAAAUCCUAACUCUUUUCAGUUCAGUGAUAUUUAUAUUAAUGAAAUUUAAGAAUAUUUUUGUUAUUUUUUCUUUUUCUCAGAGACAGUACAAAAGCACUCUUGUAAAUGAAAGUCAAGGUCAGCUUUGUAGAAUUGUCAAUUGUAAUUAGUGGACUGUGUCAAUUGUACAUUUUGCCAUUGAAGGUAAUGUAGUUGUAAAAGUUGGUCGUAAACUUUGUUCACAAAUACUUUUCUGGUGUGCGUGUGUGGUUGUUUGUUUGCGGUUG